Penicillium roqueforti is the source of this 291-nucleotide messenger RNA. RefSeq lists its product as uncharacterized. The coding region runs from base 1 to 291 and encodes 96 amino acids. The record is from RefSeq and is a predicted model, not a curated record. The transcript has 2 exons. Lineage: Eukaryota; Fungi; Ascomycota; Eurotiomycetes; Eurotiales; Aspergillaceae.
AUGUACAAUGGCCCCAGGUACACUCGCUGUCAGAUCUUGUCCCACGUUAUCUUCCCCCCCUCCUUCAAUUGCUCUCCACUCCAUUCCUCUCCUCUCCUCCUUCUACUUGAUGCAUUGCUUCUUUUAUCUCAAGUCUCUCCCUGCCGCCUGACUGCCUUUAUCUUUCCAUUCUUCACCCCCUUGCCUUAUCUCUGCUGGUCUUUUGUGGUUGCGAUCACCCGCGAGUCAGAUUUCCAUUGCUUUCGUACUCUUCCCCAUAUCGCGACUACAAAGGAUGUAACCGUCUUUUGA